Molecule: messenger RNA, 2651 nt
Organism: Camellia sinensis
Lineage: Eukaryota; Viridiplantae; Streptophyta; Magnoliopsida; Ericales; Theaceae
Product: Protein kinase superfamily protein
Biological process (GO): protein phosphorylation
Molecular function (GO): polysaccharide binding; protein kinase activity; ATP binding
Source: RefSeq, a predicted model, not a curated record
AUGGCGAUGGCGGAGGAGGAGGAGGUGCUCCGGUUUCCGGCGAAGUCUUCUCUCACUCUUUCGCAAUCAAACCUGUGCGGUGACAAAUGCGGCAGCUUCCAAAUACCAUUCCCUUUUUACAUCAACUCUUCAUGCGGGUCAGUUUCUGACGACGACCCCUUCCGUCUCAUCUGCCACAAUUCCACCUCACUCUCUCUCACCAUCUCCUCCAAAACCUAUCCUAUCCUCCAAUUCUUCCCCGACGGCGUCUUAGUCGACUUCCCAAACAUCACUUCCGCCACCUGCCGUCCCUACAACGACCUCAACGCCUUUGGCUUUGACGGAAACGACUACUUCGGCAUCUCCGCAGACAACAUCAUUGGCCUAUACGACUGCGAAGAUUCAUCAUUGUGCAAAACAGAAUGCGAAAAGACCAUCAUGCCACCGGGUUGCGACGGCAGCGCGGGCAGCUACCCUGCUUGCUGCUACCCGCUCUCCGAUCGCACCUCGUGGCACGUCGGCGAUGGGUUUUCUGUGUUUUCCCAAUUCGGUUGCAGAGGAUUCUCGUGCUGGGUGGUUCCACCGGGGACUAAUAUCGGCAAGCGCGGCGUGAAGUUGGAAUGGGCAGUCCCUGGAAAUUCAUCCGCUGCUGUGUGUGCUGCCAAUGCCUACACUGUCAAUGCCACAUCGGUUCCCUCUGGGGUUCGGUGCCAAUGCUCCGAUGGAUUCAUCGGCGAUGCGUUCGCAGACGGAGUUGGAUGCUUGAAGACAUGCCUCAGGGAUGGAAAGGAAGCUUACGGCGAUGACUGUUUCUUGAACGGACAUGGUCGAAUAAAGGUUGAAAUACUCGCCGGAGUUGUCACUUUAGCUCUCUGUAUUGCCUCCUUGACUGCAAUUUUUUGUCUGUUAAAACGGCCGACCAAAUCAAACACAUUUGAUCGUAGUGCCGUUUCAUGCCAGAAAGCCUGUAAGACUCGAUUGUUCAGUUACCGUGAGCUAGACGAAGCCACGAAGGGGUUCGAGGAAGGUCAGAGACUUGUCGAUGGCAACAAUGGCACGCUUUACGCCGGAGUUCUUGGAGACGGAUCCCAUGUCGCUGUGCACAAAAUGCAUUGCGAGAACGAAAGGGAGUUCAUUCAAUUCAUAUAUCAAAGUGAGAUUUUUUCUGCAUUUCCACACAGAAACUUAGCCCGCCUCCUCGGAUGCUGCGUGGACUCGGGAAUCAGAAACCCCGCGCUGAUAGUCUACGAGUAUCCCGCAAAUGGGACUCUGGAGGAACAUUUGAGAGGACGACAAUUUGAGCUUGAAUGGUACAAGAGACUCAACAUUGCCUCUGAAACAGCGAGCGUUCUCACAUUCCUUCAGCACGAGGUUUCUCCCCCAAUUUUCCACCACGAUCUCCGAUCCGGUUUCAUCUUCCUAGACGAAGACUUCUCCGUUAAAAUUGCCGGGUUUGGGGCCAACCAUGGCGAGGACUCUCAUUCUGGUGAUGUUUACGGCCUUGGUGUGGUGCUUUUAGAGAUUGUGACAGGUGCUAGAAUUGCUCCAACAAUGGCAUUGCAAAAAAUUAGGAGUGGGAAGGUGGAGGAGAUUGUGGACCCAGUUUUGUACUACCAUGAGCAGCCGCCUUUCCGGCGAGAACAGAUAGAGGCGGUGACGGACUUGGCCACCAGGUGUUUGUUGUUUGGCGGCAGAGAAUGUGUCGGAAGACUUGGGAUGGUAGAUGUUGCGAGGGAGCUGGUGGUGCAUGUCACAAAAGAGAGUGCGGAGUAUGGGAGUAGUAGGAGAGGAGGACCUGUAUUGGAGGAGACUUUUUCCAAUUCAAGUCUUCUUCAGAUGAUUUCUAUGUCACCUGACUCUAUUCAUGUGCCUUAAAACCUGUCCUCACUGAUUAUAUAAUUAGAAAUGGAAGGUAUAUUAGAGGGUCCCCAAGGCCGAGUCCUAUAGUCUUUCAUACAAUUAUGGAUAAAUUACACUUUGCACUCUAGAUUCUACAUCAAAUCCCAUUUAUCAAGUUGCAAAGCAGCACUUUUCUUAGUUUGGUGCUAAUUAAAUUUGUUUAUGAAAAUUGUCAGGUGACCCUAAUACGAGGCCCUUUUUUUUUUUCCUUUUUUAAUAGAACUUGUUCUAUAUUUUUCGCAUCAUUAUCUUCUAAACUCACGACCACUGACCGUCCUUUCUGUAGUUGGUUGGUUUAGAUAAGGAAAAGGAGAAAAUGAGAUUGCUUCUCCAGCCGAUUGCUAUGCCAUUUAAAAGAGAAAAGGGAAAAGAAAAAGAAGAAAGCUGAAGAGCGAUGCAUGCUCAAGCAGCACAAAGGUUAGAAAAAAGUAAGUUGUCUUGAGUGUAUUGAGCAUGUGUAGAUGAGAAGACAAUCCCAAAUGAAUGGCCUUUUUAGCUUCAGGCCUAGUCGGGUAAACACAUGUGAUGGCGUCUUUCAUUCCAAUAAUAACACAAAAUAUUAUAAGUUAUUGAUUAUUUUCUCACUAUUUAGAUUAAAUCAUAUCACAAUGUAAUAUCUACUAUUGUUUGAUUUGCAUUUCCUUUUCUUUCUAGCUAGAAUCACAAGAAGCCUAAAAUUUCUGGUUUCUUGCUUGAUGAAUCAGAGGUAGUCUCCAUGAGUAGCACGAACAUGUCAAGACAUCAACAGAACAUGAGAGCAAACAUUUAGCUUA